Molecule: messenger RNA, 2378 nt
Organism: Nymphaea colorata (pocket water lily)
Lineage: Eukaryota; Viridiplantae; Streptophyta; Magnoliopsida; Nymphaeales; Nymphaeaceae
Product: K(+) efflux antiporter 6-like
Exons: 20
Coding region: 105-1853 (582 amino acids)
Biological process (GO): potassium ion transmembrane transport; proton transmembrane transport
Cellular component (GO): membrane
Molecular function (GO): potassium:proton antiporter activity
Source: RefSeq, a predicted model, not a curated record
CAAAGGCCUCUUUGCCAACCUUCCACUCCACCGCUCACUUCUUCCCUCAACUCUCCCAUGGCCGGAAGCCACCACCGGCUUCCUCCUCCUCCUUCUCUUUGAAGAUGAGGAGCUCCGGCGCGGAGUCCCUCUAUGUCUUUCUCGUCCUGCUGUGCUUCCUGCUCCUGUCCCUGUCUUCCUCCACCGACGCGUCCUCCCGCCGCUUUCUCGACCAACCGGGCCCGCCGAGGGCCGGGAGCAACGCCACCGCGAAGGAGGGUAGUUUCGCCGAUAUAAUCGAUCAAGCUCUAGAGAAGGAAUUCGCGGACAACGAGAAACCCGAAGAGACAGAUGCAGGUAGCUUUAACAACAGUGUGGCUGACAAACAGGCAGUUUUAGAGACGGUUGCUCGCGUUACUCGUGACAAGCCCAAGAAAAAUGAGACUAAAGAGGAGAAAUCAUUUCAACUUCAUGAUGUUUUCAACUUGGAUAAUGAGAAUGGAGCAGAGGAAACACCAACAUUAAUAGACCGACAGGACAAUGUAUUUAUUAUCUCAAAUCCCAAAUCAAAGUAUCCAAUUCUACAGCUCGACUUGAGAUUGAUAUCAGAUCUUGUAGUUGUCAUUGUAUCUGCAACAUGUGGUGGCAUUGCAUUUGCUUGUCUUGGACAGCCGGUUAUUACAGGAUAUUUGCUUGCAGGAUCUGCCAUUGGACCUGGAGGUUUAAGCUUUGUAAGAGAAAUGGUGCAAGUUGAGACUGUUGCGCAGUUUGGUGUAAUUUUUCUUCUAUUCGCAUUAGGACUUGAAUUCUCCACUACAAAGCUUCGUGUGGUGCGAGCAGUAGCUGUUCUUGGAGGGAUACUUCAAAUUUGUCUUUUCAUGUGCUUAUGUGGUUUGACUGCAUCACUAUGCGGAGCAAAACCUUCUGAAGGGGUGUUUUUGGGUGCAUUCUUGUCCAUGUCUUCAACUGCUGUGGUUUUGAAGUUCUUGAUGGAAAGAAACAGUGUCAAUGCUCUUCAUGGUCAAGUUACAGUUGGCACCCUUGUUCUCCAGGAUUGUGCUGUUGGAUUGCUAUUUGCACUUCUUCCAGUUUUGGGUGGUAACACUGGAGUCAUGCAAGGAAUGAUGUCCAUGACCAGACUGAUCAUCCUGUUGUGCACAUUCUUGUUUAUUUUGGCCAUAUUAUCCCGCACUUGUGUACCUUGGUUUCUUAAGCUGAUGAUAAGCCUAUCUUCAGAGACCAAUGAACUCUAUCAACUUGCCUCGGUCGCUUUCUGUUUGCUUGUUGCUUGGUGCAGUGACAAACUGGGUUUGAGCCUUGAGUUGGGUUCAUUUGCCGCUGGAGUGAUGAUAUCAACUACUGAUCUUGCACCUCAUACGCUUGAACAAGUUGAACCUAUUCGCAACUUUUUUGCUGCAUUAUUUCUCGCCAGCAUUGGAAUGCUGAUCCAUGUCCAAUUCCUGUGGCAUCAUAUGGACAUUUUACUGGCAGCUGUGAUUUUGGUAAUAAUUAUAAAAACAGUUGUUGCAUUUAUAGUAGUUAAAGGAUUUGGCUACAGCAACAGAACGGCUUUCCUGGUUGGCAUGUCUUUGGCACAAAUUGGAGAAUUUGCUUUUGUUCUUCUAAGUCGUGCUUCCAAUCUUCAUCUUAUUGAGGGUAAACUGUACCGGCUGCUUCUGGGUACAACAGCUCUUAGUUUGGUGACGACCCCAUUGCUUUUCAAGUUGAUACCUGCUGUUAUGCACUUGGGAGUCCUUUUGAGAUGGUUCUCGCCUGACAGUCCAAAUGAGAUGGGAUUUAAAGGUGAUAGCCUUCGAGCAGAGAGUGCUAAGCGUGUUACUAUGAUGGUCCAAGGCACUCAUAUUCAUGAUUAAAGAAAAACAAAAAAAAAAUAUCCGGAAAAAAAAAGGAGCUUUACCUGAUGGGCUGUGUCUUGCUGCUCUGGAGGACAGGUACCCAAGAGCGCAAAGGAAGUAGACUAACUACAUCAUCAUGUUGGUUGUCUCCUUUAUACCCUCAUUGUGGGAAGUGCCAUUGACCAGCCACUUGAAGAUUCCCAGAAAGCUAAAGACACGUUUAUAUUCCCUAUCACUGGUUCAGAGGAAAGUGAAUUCCUUCGCAAUUUUGGUGUAAAAUAGCUGUUUUAUAGUGAUCAGCUUUGAUUUUUUUUUUUUUUUGUUCUCUCAUUUUACUCAUUUAUUGUUUUCCCUUCUCUAUUCAAGUUUGUAGAGAUCUACAGCUUUGUUUGAAUCAACAGUUCUUAAGGUUUAUUGGAGACCGGAACUCAGGAAAGUUCUGGUCUUCACUAUUUUUCUAAGUGUAUAGAAGCUUCCCAUAAUUGAUUUCUCCAAUAUGGAGUUGGUAAUGUAGGUGCAAUGAAUAGCCUCUCAUGUGGACAA